Molecule: messenger RNA, 2771 nt
Organism: Coregonus clupeaformis (lake whitefish)
Lineage: Eukaryota; Metazoa; Chordata; Actinopteri; Salmoniformes; Salmonidae
Product: fibroblast growth factor 3-like
Exons: 3
Coding region: 250-1038 (262 amino acids)
Biological process (GO): regulation of cell migration; cell differentiation; animal organ morphogenesis
Cellular component (GO): cytoplasm
Molecular function (GO): growth factor activity; fibroblast growth factor receptor binding
Source: RefSeq, a predicted model, not a curated record
AGACGACAACCGCCUGAACGAGACCACACUGUUGUCAACGCGCCGGCCCUAAUCGAUGACCACGGCUUCACCAGAUCACUUCAGAUAAAGAGACGGCUGGGGAACACACCUACUUGCCAAUGUUUCUUGGGCAGGAUCAUUGCGUUUUGCCGACACUACAGCAAAGGCAAACGCCAACUCUUUAAUGGGACCCCGGAUGCCAUUUCUAUCCAUUCUUGCCAGAAUCUUACGAUAUACAGCCAUGCCACAAUGGUUAUAAUUCAGCUCCUGUUGUUGCUGAGUUUCUUGGACCAAAGCAAGCAGGAUUAUCUGUCUCCGAGGCUUGCUAGGACUUCAGGGGCUCCUUGUGCCAGGGGCCAGGCGUGUGACCCAAGGCAGCGGAGAGAUGCUGGGGGACGCGGUGGAGUCUACGAGCACCUCGGAGGAGCACCAAGAUGCAGAAAACUUUACUGUGCAACUAAAUAUCAUUUGCAAAUACAUCCAAGCGGGAAAAUAGACGGUUCUCUUGAGGAAAACAACCAAUUUAGCAUCAUGGAGAUCACAGCAGUGGAUGUUGGAGUGGUAGCGAUAAAGGGGAUAUUUUCCGGGAGAUAUCUGGCUAUGAAUGAUAAAGGACGUCUAUACGCAUCGGAUGUGUUCAACCAGGAGUGUGAGUUCCUGGAGCGGAUUCAUGAGCUGGGCUACAACACCUAUGCUUCACGACACCACUCCACCCUGCAGCCCCCUGCAGGGGGUGGCAGUGGCAAACGACGAGCCAGUGCCAAGAGGCAGUGGUAUGUGUCCAUCAAUGGGAAAGGCCGGCCAAGGAGGGGCUUUAAGACACGCAGCACUGACAAAGCCUCCCUUUUCCUGCCUCGAGUGCUAGGCAAUAAGGACCAUGAGAUGGUGCAAAAGCUCCGUGACAGCCAGAGGCACCCAGCUGGACAGCAGAGUCCCCCUAUGGACCGGGUUGAGCACCGGAGACGGAGACACCGGGCCCGGGGUAGGAAGGGCAGAACCAAGAGGCCUGGUGACAGACUGACACUAGCCACUGUCUGAGAGCAGUAGGCCCUAUUUCUCAGCUGAGGAGCACCAGUUUACGGCACAUGAAACGGACCAAUAAUGGACUUACUGAAAUAUCUGCCUUAGAAGGAGAACAUUUCACUUGGAUCAGUCAGUGGCAGCAAGCUAUACUUUGUUGUACAAGCUCCCGCUAAAAUCCUUGCUUGAGAUACAUGCAACUUGAACCAUCCCCCACAACUAUUGCAAUACCGACACAAGAUUUGCCUGGGAAUUCGAGUUAGGCACAUACAGCUAAAGUUUGAUCUAAGUAUGAAAGGAUGAUAAGGUUUGUGUUUGUUUUGUACAUACACGUGUGAAUGUGACCAAAGUCAACACAGCUGGAUAUCUUCUUAUUGUUGUAUUACCUGGAAAAAGACAAGUUGUUUUUGUGUUCUUGUGGAACUUUUUAAAGAUCAUAAAUAAUAUAUGUAUAUAUGUGUACAGUUCUUUUUAAUAUCAGUUUCAUUUAUCAGCAGCUUUAAUUUGGGGAAAUGAGAUAGAGUAAGACCUGGACAUCAUUCAUGUGCUUACAGAUACCAAGGAGGUGGUAUGCUCCAGAGAAGUAGAAAUACAGCAAAGCACUUUUUCAUAUUAGCGUAAAAAGAAAACAAGUAAAAACAUGGGAACACAUUUAUUUUGAAAUGUACUUAUGAUGUGAUAGUCUACUGUCUGUAAACUGCGAGAAGUACUUUGUAUAUUACUAAUGAUAUGAAUAUUUAUUUGGUACCUGUGUUUUUUAAGUUAUUGAUGAGAUUGUUUCUACAUUUACCAAUGUUAUUCUUUUUUACUUUGUUGUAACCAACCAGGCGUACCCCUCACUCAAAUGUAUGGUAACAAGAGAUAUUGUCAAAACAAAUGGUCAAUCUGGCUUGUCAAACAUUACUUUGUUUUGUUAAUUGGUGUAACUAGCUAGUACAACUGAACAGACAAAAUACAUCAAAUUUACUUACUGAAUCCUAUUUGUCCCUUUUUGGGCAUGAGACCACACUCAGCUGACUUUAUUUUGUCCUGCCCAUGACCAUGUUUUGCACUUCACCACAGGUUGGGUUCAUCUCUGUCAGUUCUGACACCACUGUUCCUACACCAGGUAGGCCUAGCUUUGGCCUUCCAUGUUGCUCAUAGAUUGCCGUUCUGUUCAGAGCAUGGGGGAUGCAGCUUUGUUCCACUCUAUGUUAACACAAAUAUGUAAUUGUCAUGAUUUUUUUCACCACCAAUCAAUUAUUUUAUGGUGAAUGUUGAGUCAUGAGGCUAUAGUGAACACUGUAACAUGCAAACAAUAAACGAUCAAGUAUUUGGAUUAAUGUCAUAAGGAAAUGUUUAACCUGUGAACGUUGUGUUUAAAAAGGCUUCUGGGGUUUAAGAGGGAGGUCUAGUUUUAGCAUCUGAGUUAUUUCUGUCAAGGUGAGGUGAUUAUUACACAGUUUCAAAAACAAUAUAGGUUACUGAUGGCAAAAUGUACAUUUUAAAAGCUGAAUGGUUGUUUCUUUAUUUUCAAGUACCAGGACUUUGUAGCUUGCCUUCACCAACCCCAAUAGUGUGAUCCCACAGUCCUGAAGUAGAAUGCUCUCAUGGCCUCCAGCAGAAUGGAACUCUCUCAGGGGAACCUAUCCCUUCUCUGUGCUGUACCUAUCCCUUCACAGUGACUGCACCUGUUUUAAUGAGAGAGAAAGUGUUAGGGACACAAUAAGAUAUUUUUUUUCAAAGUGAGUGUUUUUAAAUUGCAUGCACUG